This is a messenger RNA of Aspergillus ochraceoroseus IBT 24754, 1322 nucleotides long. RefSeq names its product nitrilase. The transcript is spliced from 3 exons. NCBI's taxonomy places the organism in Eukaryota, Fungi, Ascomycota, Eurotiomycetes, Eurotiales, Aspergillaceae. The record is from RefSeq and is a predicted model, not a curated record. Bases 107 to 1147 code for a protein of 346 amino acids. Gene Ontology annotation, molecular function: catalytic activity.
CUUUAAUCUCUGUCAUCACACGCAUUUGACUAACCCUCCACUAUCCUCCUGGAUUUCCUGAUAGUUAAAGCUGCUUUAUUAGAUUGGUCGCCAAGUUUCAAGCAAGAUGCCUCAGAUCCUCAAAGUCGCUGUCUCCCAGUCGCACACGCGCCAAACGCGAGCCGACACCCUCAGCGCUUUGGAGCAGACAGCCCAGAAAGCAGCGGAUCAAGGCGUAAACAUCCUGCUAUUCCCUGAGGCUUACAUCGGCGGAUACCCCCGGACUUGCUCCUUUGGAUCCAAAUUCGGGUUUCGCGAACAACAUGGCCGGGACCAGUUCCUUGAGUAUUUCAACGCUGCUGCCGACCUCGGAGAUACACCAAGCGGUGCCGGGGAUGACUGGGUUGAAAAGAAACUCCCAGUGGCAAAGGGGAAGCAAUUCCGGGGCGAUGGAACUCGCGAGUUUCUAGAGAAGGUUGCAAGGGAAACGGGGAUGCUGAUUGUCGUUGGCGUCAUUGAGCGCUCUGGUGGUAGCCUGUACUGCUCGGCCGUCUAUGUAGACCCCAAGCGUGGGGUUUUGGGGAAACGAAGAAAGGUCAUGCCAACUGGAACGGAACGACUUGUCUGGGCGCAAGGAUCCCCAUCUACCUUGAAGGCAGUUACAACCGAAAUUAAUGGCGUCCGUCUGACCCUGGCUGCGGCCAUUUGCUGGGAGAACUACAUGCCUCUUUUACGCCAGAGUCUUUAUUCCCAGAACGUGAAUCUUUACCUGGCCCCAACUGUCGACAGCCGUGAGACCUGGCUGCCACUUAUGCGAACGGUUGCCUUGGAAGGAAGAGCUGUUGUGCUCUCCGCCAGCCAAUGUGGUCGUUAUAACCAACUUCCCAAAUGGGUCACACAGAGCCCAGAAAACAAAGCGGCUGGUUACGAUCCCGAGGCAUUCUCUAGUCCAGGCGGAUCCUGUAUUGUCGGUCCUCUCGGUGAGGUCCUGGCCGGCCCACUGUGGAAUGUUACCGAUGACGAUCCCGACAAGAGCUUGCAAGUUGUGGAGAUAGACUUCGAGGACUGCGAGCGGGGCAGGCUAGAUCUUGAUCUCGCCGGUAGCUAUUCACGUAACGAGUUUACUUUGAAGGUGGAAGGAUUGGACCUCAACCCCCCUCCUUUCUAAGCUUCCACCUGCACCGCUUCUUUCUAUGAUACUGUUAAGAGUCAUUUAACAUUAUGUACCCAUAAAACCCCUUCUAAUUCCUGUUCUUACGAUCCAAGUCAGCUUUCCUUAAUCUUCGUUACCAAGGGUAAGUCGUAAAAGCAAUAAGAAAGAUGAAAGAAACAUGGUGAGGAUA